AUGCAUUUGGGCCGAAUACAGCAAGGGAAAGACGAAUCUCUGCGAAGCUAUGUGCGACGUUUUAAUUUAGAGUUAGGACAGAUUCCAGAUCUACCUGAUGGGGUGGCCUUUGAUAACUUCUUUAGGGGACUUAAGAAGGGUUCCUUUAAGUUUGACUUGGUAAAGAAAAGUGUGAGAACUAUGGCCGAUUCUCUGGAUGAGGCCGAGUCCUUUAUCCAUGCCACCGAAAUCUGUUCUGUCCCCAAGGAAUCUAAGGGAACUGAGACUACAGACCAUCCUCAGCGCAAGGACAAGACAGAUAAAAAGACCAACCGUCCGAAUGGGACGUGGGCUAUUGAAAAGAAGGGAUAUCAGACUAACACCUCCCAAGGGCAGAAGAGAGGACGACCCUACGACAAAGAGAGGUUUGAGUAUAAAACAGACUUGUACACGAUACUGCUAGACGUCAGUGAUAGAUAUGAGAUUGAUCCUCCGUUCCCUAUGAAGUCGCCGGUAGAAACCCGGGACAGCUCCCUCUACUGUAAGUUCCGUUGUGAUGUAGGGCAUGAAACAAAAGAUUGCAAGAGUCUGCGUAGAGCUCUUGAUGGAUUAGCCGCCAAAGGAUUUCUGAAAUCAUAUCUCAGCACGAGCACAGGGGGAAGUGGUAAAAAAUUCUACAAGAAAAGUAAGUCACCGUCAUAUCGACGUGAUGACAAUGACACUGAUUCAGAAUGUAAUGUUAUCCGGAAAAUCCCCAAUGGAUCACUUCCCAAAGUAGAGAUUUGUGAAGCCGACAGAGGUAAGAUAGCCACCCCUCAUGAUGAUCCCUUGGUCAUUGAGCUAAAAGUGGCGAACCUCAAAGUAAGGCGUAUCUUAGUAGACACGGGAAGUUCGUCAGACAUUAUCAGUACAGCUUGUCUGAAUCGUCUCGAACAUGAUCCUAAGACGAUUGAAAAGAUACGUUAUCCCAUCAUUGGAUUCAGAGGCGGCAUAAUUCAUCCCCAAGGGAUAAUCACUCUGCCCCUACGAGUGGGAGGCCGACAUAAGAGUAAGAACUUGAACGUCCGAAUUCUGAUUGUGAAAGAUCUCACUGCUUACAAUAUCAUCUUGGGACGUCCCACUUUGAACCAGGCCAAAGCAGUAGUCGUCACUCAUCUUAUGCUUAUGAAGUAUGUCUUUGAUAAAGGCCAAGUCGGCACUAUUCAUGGUGAUCAACAACUAGCAAGAGAUUGUUAUCUCACUACACUAAGUCCCGAGGCUUGGGGAGGCAGUAAGACUGAUGAAGUCAGAGCAAGUUCAAAAAGAAAACUAGACGAAAUAGAAGAUAAAGUCAAGAAAGAAACCUUUACCAUUACCACGGCCCACAUGGAGACAAGACGGCCUGAGCCAGUUGGCGGUCAUUAUGAAAUCAUCCUUGAUGAAGCACGUCCAGAUAGGACGGUGCCAGUAGGGUUGUCUCUUGACGAUCAUCUUGGGGCACAACUGGUCACCCUCCUGAGAGAGUUCCAGGACAUCUUUGCUUUCGCUGUGGAGGAGAUCGAUGCCUGA
This is a messenger RNA of Spinacia oleracea (spinach), 1527 nucleotides long. RefSeq lists its product as uncharacterized. The transcript is spliced from 2 exons. The coding region runs from base 1 to 1527 and encodes 508 amino acids. Lineage: Eukaryota; Viridiplantae; Streptophyta; Magnoliopsida; Caryophyllales; Amaranthaceae. The record is from RefSeq and is a predicted model, not a curated record.